CGGGGCACGCACGCGCACUCACUAACGAACAUGGAGCCCCGGAGGUCCCGUAUUCUUCACCUAGCGAUCGUGGCUGUGCUGGCGGCCACCGUUACCUGUGAGAAAAACGGCAGGAAGGAGCAGCAGGAAUGUCACCACUACGCCGGCGGUCAUGUGUAUCCAGGAGAGGCUUUCAGGGUGUUGGGCUCCGAUCACUCGCUGCACCUCAGCAAAGCCAAGAUUUCAAAACCUGCACCAGACUGGGAAGGGACAGCAGUAAUAAAUGGAGAAUUCAAAGACCUGAAGCUUACAGAUUAUAGAGGCAAAUACCUUGUCUUCUUUUUCUAUCCACUUGAUUUCACAUUUGUUUGUCCAACUGAGAUCAUAGCUUUUGGUGACAGAAUUGAUGAGUUUAGAGCUAUUAACACAGAAGUGGUAGCUUGUUCUGUUGACUCUCAGUUUACACACUUGGCAUGGAUAAAUACACCAAGAAAACAAGGUGGAUUAGGACCAAUGAAGAUCCCAUUACUCUCAGAUCUAACACAUCAAAUUGCAAAGGAUUAUGGCGUGUAUUUAGAGGAUCAAGGCCACACACUUAGGUAACCAGAGAAAAUCUGUGUUUU
Messenger RNA from Rhincodon typus (whale shark), 602 nucleotides. It is a transcript of the gene prdx4, whose product is annotated as peroxiredoxin 4. The transcript is spliced from 4 exons. Gene Ontology annotation, cellular component: cytosol; endoplasmic reticulum. Gene Ontology annotation, molecular function: thioredoxin peroxidase activity. Gene Ontology annotation, biological process: cellular response to stress; cell redox homeostasis; hydrogen peroxide catabolic process. Bases 31 to 582 code for a protein of 183 amino acids. Lineage: Eukaryota; Metazoa; Chordata; Chondrichthyes; Orectolobiformes; Rhincodontidae. The record is from RefSeq and is a predicted model, not a curated record.